Messenger RNA from Hemibagrus wyckioides, 2392 nucleotides. It is a transcript of the gene otol1a, whose product is annotated as otolin 1a. The coding region runs from base 255 to 1751 and encodes 498 amino acids. The transcript is spliced from 5 exons. The record is from RefSeq and is a predicted model, not a curated record. Gene Ontology annotation, molecular function: protein binding. NCBI's taxonomy places the organism in Eukaryota, Metazoa, Chordata, Actinopteri, Siluriformes, Bagridae.
CCCGAAAACAUCACAUUAGCCUCCUCUCCUCAGGUAUCGCACCCUGGAAUCCAUGCCAAGGACACGCCACAUGGCACUGAAGCUGAACAGCCUGUUAUUGGACAGGCCCGAGGGAAUGCAGAGGCCCAGGCUGUUAAAAGGUGGAGGCUGCGAUGUUGUUCCCUCUCAGGUUAGGAGGACGACGGAGCAGAAGACGCCAGAAGAAGUGAACCGACAAAGGAUAUAAGCUGCUACUCAUCCCCAUCAUCAAAGAAAUGACCAGUUCACUCCGCUUGGUCAUCCUGGUGGUGGCUUCAAUGGUGGUAGCAGUGGCCGAGGCGUCAACACCCAAGAAUCCACAGCGUCUUAGUAGGGCUAAGCCUACUAAGAAGCCCCCGCAGGGUGGGGAAACGUCUACAGUGUCACCUACCCGCCUGGGUGUCCACUUCACCACCACCAUGGCCGCCAUCCCGUCCAGCAGUGCCUUGCCCGAUGGGACGACAGAGUCCAUCACGGAUUCAUAUUCGUCUUCCACUGAGAGCAGCACCUACUCCAGCGACGCCUAUUCAGCUGACUACCACACGGAGGCCAUGUUGCCGCCUGGAAUGGGUCCCCGGAACUUCACUCUGGACUACAACGAGUGCUUCUUCAACUUCUGUGAGUGCUGUCCACCAGAGAGGGGCCCUCCAGGACCCAUCGGAGAGAAGGGGUCGCCAGGUGUUCUAGGGCAAAAGGGAGAGAUGGGACCUCAGGGAGCAACAGGUCCAGCAGGACUUCCUGGGGCUCCUGGACUGCAGGGUGAAAAAGGAGAUCCAGGGCAAGCAGGUGAGAAAGGGAUUCCAGGAAUACCAGGUUCAACUGGAAAACCAGGAGAUAAAGGUGAACCAGGUCUAAAAGGAGACAAAGGAGAUAUUGGUUUGCCUGGAUUAAAAGGUGAACUAGGGAACAAAGGGGAACCAGGUCAGAAUGGGAGCAAAGGUGAGAAGGGUGACAUGGGCCUGCAAGGACCGGUAGGACCUCCUGGACGAGAUGGGAUAAAGGGGCUAAAGGGUGAAAAAGGAGAAAUGGGGGACCGAGGAACAAUAGAGAAGGGGGAGAAAGGUAACAAAGGUGAACCUGGGCCUCCAGGCCCUAAGGGAGACAUGGGCAAGCCAGGACCGAAUGGCACAGAGGGACCUCCUGGAAUAAUGGGCGAAAAAGGAGAAACAGGCUCUCCAGGUCCACAAGGAAAGCCAGGUAAAAGAGGACAACCUGGACCACCAGGGCAAAGGGGCAUGCAUGGCAUGAAAGGAAUGCGAGGUAUGAAAGGGGUACGUGGCCAAAGGGGAUUGAAGGGCUCAAAAGGAGAACCAUUCAUUCAGAAACGCUCUGCCUUUAGCGUAGGACUCUUCCCAAGCAGAUCCUUCCCUCCGCCUGGCCACCCAGUCAAAUUUGACAAAGUCAUCUACAACGAGGAAGGACACUGGGACCCCUACAUCAGCAAGUUCAACUGCACCUAUGGAGGCGUCUAUGUGUUUUCCUACUACAUCACCGUUCGCAGCCGUCCUUUACGGGCCGCCUUGGUAGUGAACGGGGUCCGUAAACUGCGCACUCGCGACUCCCUCUAUGGCCAGGACAUCGACCAGGCCUCCAACAUGGCACUGAUCCGACUGUCCUCCGGUGACCAGGUGUGGCUGGAGACACUGCGGGACUGGAACGGAAUUUAUUCCAGCAGCGAAGACGACAGUACCUUUUCCGGCUUCCUGCUCUUUGCCGAUGCCACCAAGGAAUGACCACUGAAAACACCUGAGAAUGGACCUUUUGCUUUACGACACAUGCGACCAGUGCCUGUUGCAUCAGAAGCUACCUAUUUUACCGAGCCUCAUUACCGAAGCCUCAUACGCUUACUAACACCACCUGACUAGCUACUAAUAACUCUGCUUCGGGCCGUAUCUUCUGAGUUUCAUAUCAGAGAGCACCUUCAGGGAUGAUUUUUCCAGACACUGACUAAUUUGUGUAACAGAAUUUUCAUUUUGUAGGGGAUAUGUAGGGGAUAGAAUGGAGUUCAUACCUUCUUGUUGAAAUGCAAUCAUUAUGGGGAAAAAUGUGGAAGGCAAUGCGUGCGUUAUUUUGUAAAGUGGGCCAGAAACCUUUUCUAUGUUUAUAACAGUUACAGCCUCCCGACUCCAGGGUCCCUGGUUCGAGCCUGAGCUCAAGUUACUGACUGUCUGGAGUAUUGCAUGUGUUUUCCACUGUAAUGAUUGCAUCUCAAUAUGACAUAAAUUCCUCUCCACAUCAGCACUGCUCAUAUACAUAGCUUCCUGUUUGUACAAUAAAACAAAACGUGGCACUCGAUCACUGUGUUGUUGUUUUCAUUUCCUCUCUGAGCGGAAGACUUUAUGGAGAGAUUUGGACAACUAAACAAAGACACAAA